This is a messenger RNA of Balaenoptera musculus (blue whale), 1031 nucleotides long. RefSeq names its product transcription factor 15 (gene TCF15). Gene Ontology annotation, molecular function: protein dimerization activity; RNA polymerase II transcription regulatory region sequence-specific DNA binding; DNA-binding transcription factor activity, RNA polymerase II-specific. Gene Ontology annotation, biological process: regulation of transcription by RNA polymerase II; developmental process. The transcript has 2 exons. Lineage: Eukaryota; Metazoa; Chordata; Mammalia; Artiodactyla; Balaenopteridae. The record is from RefSeq and is a predicted model, not a curated record. The coding region runs from base 67 to 660 and encodes 197 amino acids.
GGGAGCGCACGGCGGGGCGCGGCAGACGCUGGGACGCGGCGCACCAAGGGAAGCGGCCGGCCGCCCAUGGCGUUCGCGCUGCUGCGCCCCGUCGGCGCGCACGUGCUGUACCCGGACGUGCGGCUACUGAGCGAGGACGAGGAGAACCGCAGCGAGAGCGACGCCUCCGACCAGUCGUUCGGCUGCUGCGAGGGCCUGGAGGCGGCACGGCGCGGCCCGGGCCCCGGAGGCGGGCGGCGGGCGGCCAGCAGCGCGGGCCCGGUGGUGGUGGUGCGACAGCGGCAGGCGGCCAACGCGCGGGAGCGGGACCGCACGCAGAGCGUGAACACGGCCUUCACGGCGCUGCGCACGCUCAUCCCCACCGAGCCGGUGGACCGCAAGCUAUCCAAGAUCGAGACGCUGCGCUUGGCGUCCAGCUACAUCGCGCACCUGGCCAACGUGCUGCUGCUGGGCGACGCGGCCGACGACGGGCAGCCGUGCUUCCGAGCGGCGGGCACCGCCAAGAGCGCGGUCCCAGCCGCCCCCGACGGCGGCCGCCAGCCGCGUUCCAUCUGCACCUUCUGCCUCAGCAACCAGCGCAAGGGGGGUAGCCGUCGUGACCUGGGGGGCAGCUGCUUGAAGGUGAGGGGGGUGGCCCCAGUUCGAGUGCCUCGGAGAUGAGCCUGGACCCCUGUGUCAUUUGCUCCAAGCAGGACCCUGAGAAGGAGGCCAGAGGCCAACCACUGGGCGAACAGGGGAAGACCCCAGGAGCUGAACCCAGGUCCCUUCUUUGUGUAGGGACCAGAGGACAAUGGCCUGGGCCCAUGACCCUCUGAGCAGGCCCCCUGGGACAUCUCCACCCCACCCUGGAGAGCCGUGAGGACCCAUCCAGCCGGCCCGAGCCCUGGCUGGUCAGAGACAAGGCAGAACUUUUGGAAAAACAAAGACUGUUGUUGACAGAGGAUGUGUGUGUGUCUGUGCAUGAGUGUGGGUGUGUGUAUGAGAGAGAGAGAAUUGAUGGGUUUAAAAUAAAAGGUAUUUUUAAGUAAAAA